AUGACUCUGGAGUCUGAAGAGAGCAGUCCUAAAAAGGAGUUGAAAGAAAAUGGCCCUGAAAGAGAAUCUAAAAAGAAAAUACUCAAAUACGAUUAUGGAGAGAAUGGCCUUGCCAAAGAGUCUGAAGAGAGCAGUCCUAAAAAGGAGUUGAAAGAAAAUGGCCCUGAAAGAGAAUCUAAAAAGAAAAUACUCAAAUACGAUUAUGAAGAGAAUGGCCUUGCCAAAGAGUCUGAAGAGGAGGCUGGCCCCAAAAAAGAGUCUGAGGAGGAUGACUCAGAGAGAGAGUCUGAUGAAGACUGCUCUGAAAAACAGUCAGAAGAAGGCUCCGAAAAAGAAUUAGAAGAGAAUGGUCUUGAAAAAGAUUGUGAUGAGGAUGGCUCCGAAAAGGAGUCUCAUGGAAACGUUCCUGACAAAGAGUUUGAAGAAAAUGACUCUGAAAACUCAGAAUUUGAAAAUGAUGGCUCCGAGAGAGUGUUAGAUGAGGAAGGCCCAGAGAGAGAAUUUGGUGAAGACUCCGAUGAGAAGGAAGAAGAGGAAGAUAUGUAUGAAAAAGUAUUUGACGAUGAGUCCGAUGAGAAAGAGGGCGAAGAUGCGGAUGAGAAAGGGCUUGAAGAUGCUGAUGAAAAGGAGGAAGAAGAGGAUGCAGAUGGAAAGCUGUUUGAAGACUCCGACGAAAAGGAAGAUGAAGAUGCAGAGGGAAAGGGAGAUGAAGAUGUAGAGGGAAAGCUGUUUGAAGAUGACGAUUCCAAUGAGAAGUUGUUUGAUGAGGAGGAGGAUUCCAAUGAGAAGUUGUUUGACGAUUCUGAUGAGAGGGGGACUUCGGAUGGUUUGGGGAAUGCUAAGGAAGAGGAGCCCCCGUCCACAGGCAGCAGCUUUGUCCUCAGUAGUGAUGAUGAUGAUGAUGAUGAUGAUGAUGAUGAUGAU
Molecule: messenger RNA, 924 nt
Organism: Galeopterus variegatus (Sunda flying lemur)
Lineage: Eukaryota; Metazoa; Chordata; Mammalia; Dermoptera; Cynocephalidae
Product: HIV Tat-specific factor 1-like
Exons: 2
Source: RefSeq, a predicted model, not a curated record